GCCCGGCCCGGCCCGGCCCGCAGCGUGCAGCGCCGAGCACGCAGCGCCUCUCCGCCCACAGCCCCGCUCCGCGCCCCUCCACCCGCCCGGCACCCGCGGAUGCUGCGCGUCUCCCCGGGCCGCUGGUGCUAAAUGCUGAGCGCCGGCAGGAUGGAGGAGUUUCAGAGCGAGGAAGAGGAGCCCUGGUACGACCAGCAGGACCUGGAGCAGGACUUGCAUUUGGCAGCCGAGCUGGGGAAGACCCUGCUGGAGCGCAAUAAGGAGCUGGAGGACUCGCUGCAGCAGAUGUACGCGACCAACGAGGAGCAAGUGCAGGAAAUAGAGUACCUGACGAAGCAACUGGAGAUGUUGCGGCAGAUGAACGAACAGCAUGCGAAAGUCUACGAGCAGCUGGACCUGACAGCGCGCGACCUGGAGCUAGCUAACCAGAAGCUCGUGCUAGAAAGCAAGACGUCCCAACAGAAGAUACAGUGCUUGACAGAAACGAUCGAGGGGCUGCAGAACCAAGUGGAGGAGCUGCAGAAACAGGUGGAAGAAAUGCGGAGCUUGGAGCAGCUCCGCAUUCGUCGGGAGAAGAGGGAGCGGCGCCGAACCAUCCACACUUUCCCCUGCCUUAAGGAGCUGUGCUCCAGCCCCAGGUAUGAGGAUGCAUUCCAGGUCCAAAGCUCUUCGAUGGAGUUCAACCAGAAGCCAUUGGAGCGGGAGAACGAGCGUCUCCAAGCCAUGGUGAACUCCCUGAGGUCCCAAGUCAACCAGGAGAAGCAGCGGAAGGAGAGGGUUGAGCGAGAAUACACCUCCGUUAUUCAGGAGUACUCAGACCUCGAGCAGCGAGUGUGUGAGAUGGAGAACUGCAAACUGCGCAUCAAGGAACUGGAAGCAGAGCUCCUGGAGCUACAACAGAUGAAACAAGUCAAGAAGUAUCUGCUCAGCAGAGAAGACAACUUGUCUGAGGCCCUCCUUGAGCCGCUGAAUAAUGCCCCAGAAGCAGACUACAUCGACCUCUCUGAGGAAGAGGGAGGGAAAAAUCAUGGGCCGUCAAUGACACCUUCCCCAAACCAUCCUGUUCGGAAAAGCUGCAGCGAUACAGCACUCAAUGCCAUCGUGACCAAGGAUGCUGUGAGCCGGCAUGAGGGCAAUUACACGCUGCAUGCUAACAACGUGCGCAAACGGGGCAUGUCCAUCCUAAGAGAAGUAGAUGAGCAGUAUCAUGCCCUGCUGGAGAAAUACGAAGAGCUCCUGAGCAAAUGCCGGCAGCACAAGGACAGUGUGCGCCAUACUGGGGUCCAAACUUCCCGCCCCAUCUCUCGUGACAGCUCCUUCAGAGACUUCCGGGGAGAGGGGCAUGAGCUGGAAGAACGUAAAACCAUGGAGAAGACCAUCACUAAACACGUGGAAGCCGUGGACAAGCGGCUGGAGCAAAGUCAGCCUGAGUACAAAGCUCUUUUUAAGGAGAUCUUCUCCCGCAUCCAGAAAACAAAAGCAGACAUCAAUGCGACAAAAGUGAAAAACAAAAGCAGCAAAUGAAUCCUGACUCUUUGCAGCUCCUACAUACAAUCUCAACAGCCAAGUCUUCUCUUUAGCCCCAGGAAAUUUUUGUGGCCCCACUGCUUUGAAGGUUCAAGAGACUCAUGUUAUAUUCUUGUAUGGGAAGGGGACUCUAAAAGCAAGAAAUGUCAUGGAGACUUAAGUCACUUUUUUAAGCUAAGGCUCUGGGCAACUUGUUGGAAAAAUUGUACAUUGUAGUUAGAGAAUUUGAGAAACUGUACAAUGAAUCUCUGCAUGAGUUGCUGCCGCAGCCAGAAAUCAAAUCAGCAACAAAAACCACAUCACAAAAAAGAAAACUGAUCACUUCCUCCACCCUUUUCAGCUUGUCUUACAGUCACUCUGAUUAUCUGCAAGCAAAAGCCUGGAUGUGCUCCAGUGUUCUGCACCAGCUGGAGUGCAAUGUUACAAAAUAAAUCAGAAAAAGCCAUCAGAACUUUAGGGGCUGUUUGGGAACAUCAGCCCAACCCCUCCACUUCGGUUUUAUGGCUAAGAACCUGCGCUUGUACCUGAGAGACUUUCAUCUAACCUUUCCCCUUCCUUAAAGGGCAGCAUGUUCUUGCUAUCUAAGCCAUUCUCUUAUCAGUCAGGUUUUUCAGCUAUUUACAAUGCAAGCUCAUUGCAACUGGACAAACUUGAAGAGAAACAAAACUGAUUGUCCUGUCUUCAUCAGCAUCACUUAGUAAUUCAGCCCAUACUCUCCAGACUUUGUAGGCAUACGGGAUUUACUUGCUUUAAAUCUGCCCCAGUAUUUCAACCCUGGUGACUUGCUAUGCCUGGUAGGAACUUGAUGACCAGGGCUUUCCCAUAAGCUAGGCAAUAAGUGCUAUUACAGUAUCGGAGGCAUGCCUUCAGGGCAUGGUCUGGGCAGCAGCUCUCUGUGCUGUGCUAUUCCAGAGGUUGGCAUUGCCCCACUCUAGCAAGCUCCUCAAAUAUAACCUGCAUGGGCUUGCAAAAACUGACUAGUAGUGACUCACAUGUAGUAGAAGGAUAAUAACAAAGCAUCAUAUUCUUACAGCAUCGAGAGCACUGGCCCUGGCAGUAGUGCUGAUCACACAGUGACCCACACUUUUGCUCUGAGUAUAUUCCCAGAUGGGAGGACAGAUUUCAGUAUUCUGCUGAAAAUAAACGAACUUGGCUGAGUUACUGUCUCCAAAGGGUGCACCUCUCAUAUUCCAGUUCACUUCCCAGCACUGAAAUCUCCUCACUGUUGCUUCCACAGACACGCAAACACAGCCGAAAGGCCACUGUAGUCUCAGGAAUCACCAGUUUCCAUUUUUCAUAAACUAAAUGUUGACGUCGUUAGAUCAGACAUCCAUUUUAGGCAGUGAAGCAGCAUUUCAUUACAGCUUAGGCGACACCCUGAGCACUGAGCCACAAGAAAGGAGCAGUUCGGUGUAAGCUACCUAUUCCGUACCCACUUGGAGAAACUUUAGACCAGAUUUGGAUUCUAUAAUUACCAGUUUACAUCCCAAAAUCUCAAAAUUGGUUAGGAUUUUUGCUAUAUUGACUAAAAUAAAUCUCACUUUGGAGAGGAAAGGCUGUUAAAAUGUAAUUAUGUUCCAAAUCUAAGGCCUUGACGUUAUGAGGAGCUACCUUUCUUUCACUCACAAUUAAAUUAAUAUUGCAAAAAUACCCCCUCAGCCCUCUCUUUUGUUCAGAUGGCUGCCACUGAGACAGGGUGGCAAGAAUGGGAUGCCCAGAUCACGCCACAGCCUCUCACGUUGGCUUCCCCAUAGGUUCCCGUUCUGGAAGUAUCCUCAUCGAACUACCCAAACGCUCCUCCCUUCUGUGCUCUGCAUUUUCAGGUGCCCAAUGGCCCCAAAUUCAAGAAACAUUAGGAGCCAUGUGCACUAUUGUGGCUAUCAGCUCUGUAACAGUAUGGAGAACCUUCAUGCCUUAUUUAUUUAUAAUUGAAAGCGGUUGUAUAAAAAAAAUAAAAAUGAGCAACAGCAACAAAA
Molecule: messenger RNA, 3503 nt
Organism: Rhea pennata
Lineage: Eukaryota; Metazoa; Chordata; Aves; Rheiformes; Rheidae
Gene: CDR2L
Product: cerebellar degeneration related protein 2 like
Exons: 5
Coding region: 133-1524 (463 amino acids)
Source: RefSeq, a predicted model, not a curated record